UUUCUCUUGUGAAAAUGCGGUUUAUAACGAAGCUAGUCCCUCUUGUGACAAUGCGAAUGCUGAGAAGGUUAAGAAUAUAGGCAAAAUGCAGUAUGAUUUUUUUUUGUUGAAAGUUGGUUAUACAUUUGAUUCAUGGGAUGAUAUUGAUUCUUAUUUCAAAGCUUAUAGUCAAUAUAGUGGGUUUGUUGUCAUUAAGAAAUGGGUUGAACAAUGCAAUGAUAGUGUUAUUAGGCAUCGAUCUUUCAGAUGUGAGUUUGGUGGAAAAUAUGUACCCAAGAAAAGUAUUGAUAUUAAUGUUUACCGUAACAAACGAUCGAAGCGUCAAGGUCAUGAACUCCAUCCUGAACAAUAUAAAUAUAGUGCUAAGUUCAGGUCAAUAGGAAGGGAAGCACUGAAUGAUAUUGAAUUUUAUACAAAAAAUAGAAAUCUUUCGAUUACCAUACAGCGUCAAUUGCUUAGAGCAAAAUAUCCAGAUGCAACCUUUUUAGAUGCGGAUCUCGCUAACGCUAUUCAACAUUACAAAAUUAAAUCUAAAGAUUUUGAAACUAACACUUCACAACUUUUAUCAUUUCUUAUUGAGAGGCGUAGUUUAUGCGAAUUGCUAAAGACUUUGGAUUCACGAUUAGAGAAAGAAGCUGAGUGGAAUCGUUUUUUUGAGUACAAAACUCUAUUAUCAUGUGUUGGGAUUGCAUCUGUCAGCAGUGAGGUAUUGCCUGCAGUUGACUAUAUAUUAUCAGAAUACUUGACCCCACAGAUUCUUUCUAUUGAGCAUAUUGAAAUGGCUCAAUAUUUAUAUUUUAAUGUGAUAUUGGCUAACUUAACAACAUUAAUCGGAUUGGAUGGUGAGAAUGAGA
Racocetra persica is the source of this 854-nucleotide messenger RNA. The record is from the annotation of a GenBank genome assembly. NCBI's taxonomy places the organism in Eukaryota, Fungi, Glomeromycota, Glomeromycetes, Diversisporales, Gigasporaceae.